Molecule: messenger RNA, 1971 nt
Organism: Myotis lucifugus (little brown bat)
Lineage: Eukaryota; Metazoa; Chordata; Mammalia; Chiroptera; Vespertilionidae
Gene: KCNJ4
Product: potassium voltage-gated channel subfamily J member 4
Exons: 2
Coding region: 189-1517 (442 amino acids)
Biological process (GO): potassium ion import across plasma membrane; regulation of monoatomic ion transmembrane transport
Cellular component (GO): plasma membrane
Molecular function (GO): inward rectifier potassium channel activity
Source: RefSeq, a predicted model, not a curated record
CGACAGCCGAAGAGGGGCCGGGGCCGGCCGCCGGGUUCGCGGGGAGAGGGCGCCGGGACUCCCCUCUCCCCGCCGGGACGCCGCCGCCAGCGCCGUGGGAUGUAGAGCCGGCGCGCAGCCUCGCGGACGCCAUCGGACCUCGGCCCGCGGCCCCGUGUCUUCCCCGGUGACCUCGCCUGCCUCGGGACAUGCUCGGGCACAACCGCAACGGGCAGCCCCACGCGCCCCGGCGGAAACGCCGCAACCGCUUCGUCAAGAAGAACGGCCAAUGCAACGUCUACUUCGCCAACCUGAGCAACAAGUCGCAGCGCUACAUGGCGGACAUCUUCACCACCUGCGUGGACACGCGCUGGCGCUACAUGCUCAUGAUCUUCUCCGCGGCCUUCCUCGUCUCCUGGCUCUUCUUCGGCCUCCUCUUCUGGUGCAUCGCCUUCUUCCACGGCGACCUGGAGGCCGGCCCCGUGGUGGCCCCGGCGGGCGGCGGCGGCGGGGCGGCGCCGGCGACCCCCAAGCCGUGCAUCAUGCACGUGAACGGCUUCCUGGGCGCCUUCCUGUUCUCGGUGGAGACGCAGACGACCAUCGGCUACGGCUUCCGGUGCGUGACGGAGGAGUGCCCGCUGGCGGUCAUCGCCGUGGUGGUCCAGUCCAUCGUGGGCUGCGUCAUCGACUCCUUCAUGAUCGGCACCAUCAUGGCCAAGAUGGCCCGGCCCAAGAAGCGGGCGCAGACGCUGCUGUUCAGCCACCACGCGGUCAUCUCGGUGCGCGACGGCAAGCUGUGCCUCAUGUGGCGCGUGGGCAACCUGCGCAAGAGCCACAUCGUGGAGGCCCACGUGCGGGCCCAGCUCAUUAAGCCCUACAUGACCCAGGAGGGCGAGUACCUGCCGCUGGACCAGCGCGACCUCAACGUGGGCUACGACGUCGGCCUGGACCGCAUCUUCCUGGUGUCGCCCAUCAUCAUCGUGCACGAGAUCGACGAGGACAGCCCGCUGUACGGCAUGGGCAAGGAGGAGCUGGAGUCCGAGGACUUCGAGAUCGUGGUCAUCCUGGAGGGCAUGGUGGAGGCCACCGCCAUGACCACCCAGGCCCGCAGCUCCUACCUGGCCAGCGAGAUCCUGUGGGGCCACCGCUUCGAGCCCGUGGUCUUCGAGGAGAAGAGCCACUACAAGGUGGACUACUCGCGCUUCCACAAGACCUACGAGGUGGCGGGCACGCCCUGCUGCUCCGCCCGGGAGCUGCAGGAGAGCAAGAUCACCGUGCUGCCCGCCCCGCCGCCCCCGCCCAGUGCCUUCUGCUACGAGAACGAGCUGGCCCUCAUGAGCCAGGAGGAGGAGGAGAUGGAGGAGGAGGCGGCGGCGGCGGCCGCGGCGGUGGCGGCGGGCCUGGGCCUGGAGGCGGGCUGCAAGGAGGAGGCGGGCAUCAUCCGGAUGCUGGAGUUCGGCAGCCACCUGGACCUGGAGCGCAUGCAGGCCACCCUCCCGCUGGACAGCAUCUCCUACCGCAGGGAGUCGGCCAUCUGACCUCCGGCCCGCCCGCGCCGCCUCCACAAGAGCCUCUGCUGGGGGGUGAGGUGCCAGGACCCCCCUCCGCACUCAGGACAGAGCUGACCCUGGCUCCGUGGACCUUCACAGCUGGGGGACCCCUUCCUACUGACUCUGGAACCCAAGCUGGGAAGGGCCCCGGGAACCCUGUGCCCUGUCGCUCGCGUUCCCCAGCGCCUGCCAGCUGGCGGUUCCGGGGCCCCGGACUCACCAUCCUUUCCCCACCGGCCCUUCAAGGACGUGCUCCCUUUGUUCUCAGAACCUUGGGGACGCGGCUGGACUUCUGGAGGGUGGGCAUCCUGGGGUCUGGGGUGGGCAGGGGGGAGUUUUGGGGGAGGGAGGGAUGGGUGCGUUUCUUUUGCAUGACUGUGACCUGUUGCUCAUGACUUUCUUUUGUAAAUACCUAUAAAUGGAGAGAGAUGGAGGCACCAAA